AAAGAUAAAGAUAAAGAUAAAGAUAAAGAAAAAGAGAAAGAGAAAGAGAAAGAGAAAGAGAAAGAGAAAGAGAAAGAGAAAGAGAAAGGACCCCAUUCCCCGCCACGACGCCAGAAGGAGCCCUUCCACGCCCCCUCUCCGCGCCCGUCCUCCUCGCCCACCGUGAAAACCCACGGAGACGGACGGCUCAUCGCCCGCGGAACAUCUCCAGCAGCGUCAGGAGGCGGAGCGGAACGACGUCAUCCGGGCGGCAUUCCCCCUACCACGCCCCCUCCCCCUGUCGUAACGGGCGGCCGUAAAGCGCGACGACGGCACGGAAGAGUGAUCCGCGCCCGCUACUUCCCCGGUACUCGCCUGGUACUCACCGCCCCCCCCUUCCGCGGCGAAGAGGCUGGACCAGGAGAUCGAGACGACGCGCCUCUACUCUGUAAUAGCGCUUCCUCCUCCUCCUCCUCCUCCUCCUCCUCCUCCUCCUCCUCCUCCUCCUCCUCCUCCUCCUCCUCCUCCUCCUCCUCCUCGCCGUCGUCAUUAAAAUGCGGCGUCCGCGCCAUCUCCCUGGCCUCGUUUACGACUAGAUCUCCGCCGUCCUCAACAACAACUCCCGACACGAGCGGCAUUUUGAGCAUCCAUUUAAACCUUCUGAAUGACACCUUGCACGGCGUCUAA
Molecule: messenger RNA, 666 nt
Organism: Penaeus chinensis
Lineage: Eukaryota; Metazoa; Arthropoda; Malacostraca; Decapoda; Penaeidae
Product: pinin-like
Exons: 5
Source: RefSeq, a predicted model, not a curated record